Messenger RNA from Mollisia scopiformis, 393 nucleotides. RefSeq lists its product as uncharacterized. Gene Ontology annotation, molecular function: DNA-binding transcription factor activity; methyltransferase activity; sequence-specific DNA binding. The record is from RefSeq and is a predicted model, not a curated record. Lineage: Eukaryota; Fungi; Ascomycota; Leotiomycetes; Helotiales; Mollisiaceae. The annotation marks the transcript as partial. The transcript has a single exon. Gene Ontology annotation, biological process: DNA repair; regulation of DNA-templated transcription.
UUUGCCACUACAAGCAGCCGCUGGGCAGCUCUCCAAUCUCGAGACCCCGCUGCAGCCAACGCAUUCAUUUACAGUGUCACUACAACCAAGAUCUAUUGUCGACCGACUUGUCCUUCGCGUCUUGCUCGACGAGCCAAUGUUGUCUUUCACAGUAGUCCGUCUGAAGCUGAAGCAGAUGGGUUUCGUCCUUGCAAACGCUGUCAUCCCGAGGUCACCGCGAAUGACGGCGAUUCCCAGAAACAAGCCGUUGCGAAAGCUUGCGAAUUAUUGAAGAAAGAUGGUGAAAAUGGGACUAAAAUGCCUGUCAAGACUUUGGCAGCCAAGGUGGGGUUUACAGAGUGUCAUUUCUGUCGAAUAUUCAAGAAGGUCAUGGGCGUCACGGUCGGAGAGUAU